AUGUCUGCCAUCAAGUCUACAUCUUCGAUUACUGUACCAGCCAAGAAAAGCAGAAGACUUCUACAAAAAUCUGGAUGCAAAGAGGAGGAGAUUCUGGAGACUGCGUCAGUUCCAUUUGUGACUGCGAAAACACGUGGCACCAAAAUUCCAAUUGGCUUGGGACAUACCCAUUUUCCAUUCCAUGAACAAGUGUCUAUGAAAGCCAUCCGCGAGCAGGCGAAGCUAGAAGUAAAGACGGCUCCGACAGCGAAGGACAAUAAUGUAAAAGUAGGAGAGGAGUAUCAAGCGGAUCUUCCGGAAUUCAACCCAAAGUUGUAUGAUAAUGAUGAACGAGACAGAGAAGAAGCCAUGUGGACUCCAUCACCAAAAACAUUCCAUGAUCAUGAAUCUUACCAAGCAGCAUACUUCCUGCCCAUCUGGUAUCAAUUCGAAGGACAAAUCCCAUUUGAGGUGGCCCUGCAAAAUUUGAUGCACCACGACUACGACAUCGGGAAAGCAUUGGAAACAAUCGAUCAAAAAUUGAAGAUCCUCCCACAGAAGUUCAAGAAUCUGACCAAAAUUCAAAUGAAGAAAUUCAAGGAGUUGUAUGACACGAAAAAUAAGCAAGGAUCGAGAGUUGAGGUUCCAACAAGAAAGUUCCAAGAGAAGGCGAUGAGAAACUACCACAUCGCUGAAACCCAAAACUUCUACCACUUCUUUGAGAACCAAGCACUUCAAGGAUCCUCCUGCACAUGUCCAGUACUGGCUCAUCCAGAAGUCGUACCACGAUGGGCCUGUGGAAACUGCACCAAGCACCUGAAACCCACGACUUCAGAAGAUCAAUGCCUAAUUUGUUUGAAUUACAAGGCGGUGAUGGGUACCACUCGACCAGCCAGCAACCCAGUUUUCACUGAGGAUGAGUACCAAAAGAUUCUGGAUUGGAAACAAAUCGAGGCCAGAGAACGAAGAUCAGUCUCCAAGGAUGAAUUCGAGGGAAUCCAGAAGCAGAAAAAGAUCGAUAGACUUCUCCGAAAUGAGCUGACCGAGGAGGAACGAUUGAUCAUCGAGCCGGGACAAUUUCCACACAAAAAGAAACAUCUCACGGAAGCUCAAAUGCAGGAGAAUGGAUGGAAUUUGGUCGAACAGCUUGAGGAGUGUCCAUUGGGUCUUCCAGCUUUCCGUCAGUGCAAUUGUGAUGCCAGGGAUAUCAUCGAGAAUCCAGUGGCGCUGGAGAUCAGGAAAGCCAUCAAAAGGAAGUCAGUUGAUAAGGAUAAUCAGGUCAAUGAGCCAAAUCCAGCCAAGAAGCCGAGAAGAGUCAUAAAGCGUUGA
Molecule: messenger RNA, 1308 nt
Organism: Caenorhabditis briggsae
Lineage: Eukaryota; Metazoa; Nematoda; Chromadorea; Rhabditida; Rhabditidae
Exons: 3
Coding region: 1-1308 (435 amino acids)
Biological process (GO): regulation of transcription by RNA polymerase II; negative regulation of DNA-templated transcription
Cellular component (GO): transcription regulator complex; histone deacetylase complex
Molecular function (GO): transcription corepressor activity
Source: RefSeq, a predicted model, not a curated record